Molecule: messenger RNA, 2396 nt
Organism: Nomia melanderi (Alkali bee)
Lineage: Eukaryota; Metazoa; Arthropoda; Insecta; Hymenoptera; Halictidae
Gene: PIG-Q
Product: phosphatidylinositol glycan anchor biosynthesis class Q
Biological process (GO): GPI anchor biosynthetic process
Cellular component (GO): membrane; endoplasmic reticulum
Source: RefSeq, a predicted model, not a curated record
AACCUAUAACUUACGAGCUGUGGAGUGCAGUUAGGGCGGUGAAGGUAACCGCAAGGAAAAAACAGAUUUCCCUUGCAUAUGAAAACAUUUUGUUGGCCAACCUCUCUUCUAUCACAAGCCUCUGGUUCGACUCCUUGGCCACGUCGUUACUUCCUGAGUCCGGUACAAUUAUGUACGAGUUAUCAGCAUUUCUCGGCGUGCUUGCCUCCAGCUCUUCCUUCAACAUUAUCCGUGAUAACCAAAAGGAAAUUAAGGGAGGAGAAUGACCACGCGUUAAAACUUCAUCACACUCUGCUCAUUUACUCUGGCUCGUUGGUCGAACCCGCUGCUUAUUUAAUUAAAAGUACCUAAUUAGCCGGGUUUUUCGUGGUUCUCUAUUGAGCCACCUGUAUUUUCAUAGACCGGAAACAGCUGACCGCUUGACAACAUAUCGUCCGUACAGAACACAAGAAAAUAACAUCGGAUUGGACUUCUCCCGAAUUGCGGGAAACUGCAGAGAAUGGUUGCAAACUAAUGCCAGUGAAGUGUAACAAUCAGUGAUCGUCAAUCAAAAAUCAAAUUCAUUAAAAAGUAUAAUAUAUUUAAAUCUGUAUCCGUAAAAUUAUUGAACUACAAUUUCUUUUUUAAAUCAGUUACUAUUUGUGUUAUUAUUUAUAUGAAUGUAAGCUAACAUUGAGCACCACUGAUAACUUUUGUACAGCAUAGAAGUACUUCAUAAUUAUCAAAUUUACAAUGAAAAAUUUAUGUAGUUACUGUGCUCAACUGUGGUUUUGAUAAAUUGAAGUUAGUGUAAAGAAAUAGCAUGAAGAGUUUGUUAAUUUUUAUACCAAACAAACUUUGCAAAGAACAAUCAGGGUACCUAUUUGGCAAAGUAUUGUACGAUGACAACACAGGAGUAAAAAAAUUUUAUGUUAUUGGAAUAAGUAGAAUAGACAAUAUAGAAACAAUAAAAUGUAAUACUAAUAUAAUUGGAUAUUAUUCUGGGAUGGAACAGAAACGUGGUUUCGUAGAUAAAAAAUAUAUAGAUUGGAUACAUAUAUUUUUACGCACUGGUUCUAAUAAACAAAAUAAUUAUGAUUAUGGUAUAAAGCGCAUUACUAUAAAUAAUAAAAAGAUUUCAACCAUAUAUUGUCAUACAGUAAUUAUAAUAUACGACCAAACAGCCCUCAAAGAGACAGAACUGUUCGAUCAAAAAGCUACAUCAGGAGAUCAUUUUUACGAGUUGAUGAAGAUCGUACAAAACAAGCAAGUAGAAGGAGAAUUACAGAAGAAAGGAAAAUUUACCUACAUAAAAGAAACUCUAUUGGUCUACCAUAUGUUUCUAUAUUUUUAUCCAAUUCUGUUCCUUAAUAAAAUUACAAAUAAAUUGUUACCAAUUUUUAAAUAUUCUUUUCUUGGUUUACAUGUUCAUGGAUGGUUGGAAAAUGUUAAAUGGAUGCUAAUUACUGUGAUAAAAAAUAAGAGGUUUACAUUGAAGACUGGUAAUUAUGUAUUUGCACUAAUAAUAGAUAUGUUAUUAGGAAUAUUUGUAUUGCAAUUGUUAUUACACUAUCUGGAAUAUACAUCUCCAUCUCAAAUACUUUUGAAUAAUGCAGAGAAAGUUGUGACAUUACUCAAGGAUUUAAUAAACUGGUUAAUGGGCGUACCAGCUGGAUUAAAAUUAAAUCAUGCUUUGAAUAAUAUGCUUGGAAAAUUUUUUCAGUAUCACAUACAUUUGUGGUGGACGUUCUUGAUAUUUAUGAAACCUGUAAUGGAUUUUGCUUUUGAAGUGUUAGUAUUAUUUGGAAGACUGGGCAUUACAUUUCAAAUAGCAAUAGCAGCAGAUCUGCUAGCUCUUGUUAGUUUUCAUACAUAUUGCAUUUAUGUGUAUGCAACAAGGUUGUUCAAUGUUCAAUUGAAAGGCAUCACAGGAUUAGUCAGACUAUUUUUAGGCAAAAAAAAGAAUCCAUUACGAGAGAGAAUUGACUCCUGUCAAUACCAGCCAGAUCAAUUAUUUGUAGGGACAUUAUUGUUUACAAUACUUCUGUUCCUUAUGCCAACAACAUGGGUGUAUUAUGCAGUUUUCACUACGCUCAGAUUAGCACUGAUUAGUUUUGGAGGUUUCCUAACUAGAAUGAAAUUUUAUCUUCAAAUUAUACCUGUGUAUACAUUUUUCAAAUGGUUUCUGCAUUCUUACAGUACACGUAGUACUGUAAAUAUUAAGUUACAUUCUCACCCUGCUAUUGGACCAAUUAUAUUAAUAAUGACAAUGGUUACUGCACCAUGGCAAUAUACAUGGAAUAAAUGUAUGCCAGAUACAAUUACUCAACAUCCUCCUAUCGAAUGGAAUAAGAUAACAAAAAAUAUAAUAUGGGGUGAAUUGUUAUAUCCCUUGUAAUUAUUUAUUUAUAACUUUU